This is a messenger RNA of Coregonus sp. 'balchen', 5768 nucleotides long. The record is from the annotation of a GenBank genome assembly. NCBI's taxonomy places the organism in Eukaryota, Metazoa, Chordata, Actinopteri, Salmoniformes, Salmonidae.
AUGGAGAGGAUGCUGAUCUCGUUUGUGACAUCCUUACGCUCUUUAUCUGAGAGGCAGUUCAAGUCCACCUCCUUCCACACCACCAGAGAGUUGUCCUGCAGAUUGAUAGACAAGGAACAGACAGAGAAAGGUCAGGAUGAGAUCCGAAAGACUUUCACUGUGAAGGCUAAAUCAAACAACACUCUGAGAGACCUCACGCAGCACAACUUUACUGCAAUGGCCUCCUCAAAGUUAAACAAAUAUUAAUUAUAUUCCUUUUAUUUUUCUAUUGUGCUACUGCUAAUACAAAAUGUAAUAGGAUAAUACUAAGAUAAUAAUAACAUAAGCUAAAAUAGGGUAUAUCCCUAAUAAUGGACUAUAUAUGAUGUAGGCUCUAAUCAAACAAAGUAUUAUUUCAGCAAGUAAACUAAAAGGUUUAACAUUUACAAAAGGUUGUCGUUUUCCUGCUGUUGUCAAAUAAAUACAAACCAUGCUAUGUCCUUACACAUUGCUCUAGUUGUGUAAAGUUAUGGGGAUAAUAGCAGUUUUGUCAAAUGGCUUGGGAAUGUAAUGAAUCUUGCUCUCAAGCAAGCAUUUCCCACUGGGGUAUGAAAACCAAAGUAGACUGUCUCAGAGGCUACUGGCCAGAUUUGGUGAGAGAUUCACACAGCAUGCAGGGGAAGCUAUUGUAGAUCACUAAUACACAGGCCUAAUAGGUCUGUCUGUCUGUCUGUGUGUGUGUGUGUGUGUCUGUGUGUGUGUGUGUGUGUGUGUGUGUGUGUGUGUGUGUGUGUGUGUGUGUGUGUGUGUGUGUGUGUGUGUGUGUGUGUGUGUGUGUGUGUGUGUGUGAGUGUGUGUGUGUGUGUGUGUGCGUCAACAACAGUGGCAGUGACACACACUAGCAUAUUCCUGGGAUCUCUCCAAGAAUGAUAGAAAUAGAGCUUGACCUGCUUACCUCUGUUCGUCUGUAUAAGGUUGCUUCGCCAAAUGCCCCUCUUCCAAGGAUCCGGAUUGGAAUGUAAUGUAACUUUUCUUCCUCGCCACUGUAUACUGACGUCGAUCGCCCACUGGCGACAGAUUCACUCCCAGAAUCUGAAUUGAGCGAGGCGUAACGCCUUUCGUAGUCUUCAAGUGACAUUUUGAGUAUAAUAAGUGGUAAACUGUAAUGCUCGUAAACAAUUUACAAAUUAAUUGCGUAAACAAACUCGUAAAAUACCUUCCUUUAAAAUCUAAUUUGGGGAGAAUUCCCACAGAACAGCGACAGCUAGGCUAUACAUCAAUAAAAGCUUUAACUUUACGACUGCUGCAAAGAAUAAUAAGCCGCAGCAAUAGCGUGCAACAGAGUUGCAAUAGUUUUGUUGAUUUUACCGGGAAGUUACCGGGAAAUCUUUUGGCCUAGUCUCCUUCGAAACCUUUGGACGUUAAUGCGCAGUAUUACAAUAACCAUCUCCCUUGAUCUGAUACUCGUUAAUACCGACAAGAAGAUGUCUACUGUCUGCAGUUUACCCACUUUACUAACUUUACAUUUAGGAAGCUGACAGUAGCGCACACUCGACUGUGCCACAGCGCAAUAAGGAGUCCAUCUUUUCCAUUUCCAUGCAUAGGCAAAGAUGGAGAGGUGAAGCGAGAGGCUCAACUCCGCCCAAAAUCUGUCCGCGCUAGAAUACAGCUAUAAGCAGACCAAGUGGGGAUUCUUUGUAUGAAGGCCUAUGAGAGUGUCGAAUUUCGUCAACAAAAAAUGUAAUUGCUAAUUUGCUACAUGUGGCUUAUUUGAUCGAAUAUAAGUUUCGUAAUGUUUAGGUUGUUACAAAUGUACUGAUAUAAGUGGACGCUCGUGGCAUCCGGUAACUUUGAUAAAAAUAUAUUUUAUAUUGGUCUUGUCUCUGUUGUUCACACGCGUAUCUGCCCUCUCAUUGGCUAGAAUGUUCACGGUUGCGCUCUCCUCCACCCGCCUGCAUCCCGCCUUUGCGGACAUUUCUUUCCAUUGUCAGAGCGGUUAGUCGACUAUCUUGUCAAUAUAAUAUAUCCUCUUUGACAUGGGCUAGUACCCGGAAACACUCAAGUUAGUUAUGCUGCAUUCAUAAUAUGGUCAUGAGUGAAAGUUAGGCGGUACGGUCCUGUAUGGCGUCCCGGCAAAAUAAAUAGUGGGGGUACGCGGUACCAGUAAAACGUGAGCCUAUCACAAUUAAUACAACAUGCUCAAAAACCUAUAGGCUAUUCCACCAUUAUUUAACAUUACUGCAUGUCAGCCCAAUGACAAAUUAGCGAAUUGUUUGGAAACCGGGUGGUAUAUGCUCCAAAUUGUGUUGUGGUUUGAGGAGAACACUUACAUUUUGCCAAGGCAGAGAUGGGUGGCUGAGACGCUCGCGGACAAGGCGGAGACGAGUGCGUGGACAACAGUGGAUGCAUCAAUUCAGGCUACAAGUGUAGGCCUAAUGACAAUCACAGAAUGUCAUUACAAUACACGUAGGUCUUUUGUAACAGAUGUCUCUUUCCAUUCAUCAGUGCACUGUUGGGGUUUGGAUGCUGAAAUUACUUUGUGAGUGGACGAAUGUGCGCGGGUAGCCUACAGGAGCGCCUUUGUUAAGUGAUUGUUUGACAAUCAGAUAAAAACAUCAUGAUUGGUUGUGUUUAUUGCCACAUUAAAAAGUAUAGGCGGCGUGUCCAUAAGGCUAGCGGAAGCUUUCCCUCAAGUAAAUUGAAUUAAAUUGCCAAAAGUAUAUAGCCUAAUUGGCGUACUCCUGUCUAUAGAUAAAUAAAAUCAUUCAAAAUAGGCUACUACACCAGAAAGCAUGAUUUGGCCACAGAGGAUCAUUAGCUUCUUAAACAAAAAAGUUGUGCAUUGUUUUAAAUCGCAUAGCCCACAGUCGGAAGGGCUGUGGGCUAUGCGAGCUGCAAAUACCAAAUAGAUUAUUGUUGAUUUGCGACUGUCAGUGAAAAGCAGAGAGACCCAGCCAGGCAUAUCGCAAUAUUUAAAAAUACAAUCGCGGAAAAACUGUUUGGAAGAAAAUGUCUAAGAGAUGACAAUGAAAAGUUCAAAAGAUGACAAUGAAAAUACUCCAAUCUGUCUUUUAGUUUUCAAAAUUCUUAACUUAAUUGAGGGAACAGUAUUGGCACCAGCGGAGAACUUCGGCCAUAUCCCCGGUGAGUGUGCAUACUCACUGUCUUUGUCAUUGGGUCAAUGCCACUUUUGUUUGUUUUUGGACAAUAAUAAUUUCCUCCUCCAGGUUAGAUGGACUUCAUAUUGUAUUUGUGUCUCCACUUUUCGUAGGCCAAUUAUAUAUGGAUCAGAACAACAUCGUUUUUUAUUGAUCUGUUUGUCAGUGUCAACAGAGUAGGCUACACUGUAUUUUUUGUAGUAUAAAAAAAAUACUUGCGCGCACUUGGGUGUCCAGUACCGGUAAGAAAUUAAAUCUACUUUAACCCCUGAAUGUGGUAAAUACCACCUUUCCACUCGGUUAUGAACGCAUCAUUACGCUUAGUUUAUGCUGCGUUCAUAACCCAGUAGGAAGUUAGUAUUUACCAAGUAAUCUAUUAAUAUGGUUUUUGAACACUAUAAUUUGUUUACAAGCAUGACAGCUGUACUUUUAAUUUAUGGUUGAGACAGCUUGUUGGCCAUUAGCCAAUCUGAGUUUCUCAAGGAGUUCAAAGCAUCUAAAUGCCUCCAACUGUUAUUUAAGACUUCACAACUGGUAAUUUCCCACUUGGUCAUGAACACAGGGUUAGAUCUCAUCUCAGUUAAACCCCAUAGAGAUAGCUAGAGGACUCUAGUGCCCAAAAUCCAAUUUUAGCAUGCACAGCGACAUUGAGGACUUUCACCAUUUUUAAGUAGUCAACUGGGUGGGACUUCCUAUGGGUUAAGGAAGGAUCACAUAAUUCCAUCGAGGUCACCAGGAGGGAUCAACCAAUUAAUUAUACUUGUGAGGAAACAUUCCAUAACUGCAGGGGGCAGUAAAUCGCCAACCUGUAAAUCGCUUUAUACCUGUUCAAACAACACACUCUAGGUGGCAGUGUGCACCCUUUCAGUUUGUUUGCCAACUCAUCAACGUAGUAGAAGAUGAAAAUGGACUACUUCAAAAUGGAGAUGGCCUCAAUGGUGCUGCCUGUGCACAAAAAUGUGAUUAAUGCUAAAGAGGAGGCCCAGAGAAAGUUACACAGAGAGCUCACUAGCCUUCACCAGCAAGAGAUAGAAUUGAAGCAACAGACAACCAGCAAUGAUAACUUUCAGACGCAGAUUAAGAGCCUUCGCAAGGAUAAGACACAACUGCAGUCCCAAAUAUCUUCACUUGGUGAGAUAACUUUGUGUGAGACACCCUAAUUAGGAUUUGAUCUACUGACUAGUAAAAAACAAACAUACAAUGUGUCUUUACAGAGGAAAGCUCUGGCCUAUGUUUGCCAGGAUGGGAUCUGCUAAACUCAACGUGUUACAACUUUGCCAUUUCUGGUGCCAUUGAGUCUAGAAGCUGGGGAGAGGCCAGAAAAGACUGUUUAAGUCAUGGAGCUGACCUGGUUGUCGUAGAUAGCUGGGAGAAGCAGGUAAGACAUGGGCCAUCAUUUCAAACUGAGGUGAGGGACAAGGGUGGGGGGUUGAAGUGUUACUGUAACUGGAAGUGUGAUGUUUAUUACCAUAUUUUGUUCAUUGUAGAAGUGAGUACUGUUCCAAACUGCCAUUAUUCAUAAUUUAACCAACCUAGUUCAACAGCUUGUUUCUGCAUGACUUUCUGUAACGAAAACACAGGGAGUCAGGAAGCAGGUGCAGAUGGUGAGUUUAAUAAUAAUGAACAUGGAGCGUUACAAAACAAGAGAUGCGUCUGGACAUGAAAACAGAACCAAUACUGCCUGAUGACUGAUGUUGGUGAGGGCUAUAUGAAGGGAGAGUAAUCAAGGUGGUGAUGAAGUCCAGGUGUGCUUAACAAUGUCUCCUAUCCAUCAUCAGUGGUGGUCAGUGUAACACCACUACAUUUUAAAUGAAAAUGUUUCUACCAAAAGUAAAUUCAUGGUUAUUCACUUUUUUUCAAUUUAGCCUCUGUACAUGCAGUGCCAUAUUGGGCAAUUAUUUCCUUUAUGACUGGUUGUUUUGAGGAUCUUUCUGUUAUGGGAAGGUAUCCUGUAAUCCUUGGGCACACACACACACUCCUCCUUCCACUCAAACCACCAAUGGCCUCUCGGUAUUCACAUGAAGCAUUGACAUAGGGUAAUGAGUAAACAAAUCAUCCACAGGCAGAAAGAUCUGGCAAACAGUUGUUUUAGUUCAAUAAUGGCAGGCAGCAGACAGACAAGUAAAGGGAGAAUUCUGACAUAUAUUCAGAAAAUGGGAAAUACAGUGAGCUGAUAUGGCAGGAUGAUUUGAACACAGAUGGACAUCCUCUCCAGCACAGACAAGACCAACAACAAGAUACAGUAAGGAGAAUGUGACCUUUUUGGGGAAAAGCCAGAGAAUAUCUGCACUCCUAUACAAAUCAAUCCAGGAGCUUUUGGCAGAUUGUAGAUUUUAGUAUACAUUUUCCAUUGUCCAGUGUUCAUGUUCAUGGUGAGAGAUGGGCUGAGUUUGAUUCUACAGAUUGAUUGAAGUGGGUCUGGUCAUGCUCAGUGCUCUUCUACUGGCAGUUGACAUUGGUGUGGGAAUCCAAAGUAAGUAGUGUCCGUUAUCAUUUCACUCUCCUUUAAAGAAUCAAUAAAAAAAACUUCCUCUAGUGAUGUUAGGUCUCUCUUUGGUCCCCGCAGAUAGCAAAAUCAGUGAGAAGUAUAGUCCACCAUAUCAGAACUUGACACAGAUCAGGAGGUACUGA